Messenger RNA from Colletotrichum destructivum, 1203 nucleotides. RefSeq names its product Putative serine/threonine-protein kinase, active. The coding region runs from base 1 to 1203 and encodes 400 amino acids. NCBI's taxonomy places the organism in Eukaryota, Fungi, Ascomycota, Sordariomycetes, Glomerellales, Glomerellaceae. The transcript is spliced from 6 exons. The record is from RefSeq and is a predicted model, not a curated record. Gene Ontology annotation, biological process: protein phosphorylation; cellular response to oxidative stress. Gene Ontology annotation, molecular function: calcium/calmodulin-dependent protein kinase activity; ATP binding.
AUGAGUUUCUCCAACAUGCUGAGCAGGCUGCAGGGUCAGCCCGAGAGCUACGACAAGAAGGCCAAAUACCGCUUCGGACGCACCCUUGGAGCUGGAACGUACGGUAUCGUCCGUGAGGCUGACGGUCCCACUGGCAAGUGCGCCGUGAAGAUUAUCCUGAAGAAGAACGUCAAGGGCAAUGAAAGGAUGGUAUACGACGAGUUGGACAUGCUCCAGCGCCUCAAGCACCCCCAUAUCGUCAAGUUUCUCGACUGGUUCGAGUCGCGUGACAAGUACUACAUCGUUACUGAGCUGGCUACGGGCGGAGAGCUCUUCGAUCGGAUUUGCGAGCAGGGUAAGUUCACGGAGAAGGACGCUUCGCAAACCAUCAAGCAGGUCCUUGAGGCCGUCAACUACCUGCACCAGAACAACGUUGUGCACAGAGAUCUGAAGCCCGAGAACCUUCUCUAUCUGACCAGAGACGCCGAGUCUGACCUGGUCCUGGCCGACUUCGGUAUCGCGAAGAUGCUCGACAGGAAGGACGAGGUUCUUACAACAAUGGCCGGCUCCUUUGGCUAUGCAGCCCCCGAAGUCAUGCUGAAGAAGGGUCACGGCAAGCCCGUGGACAUGUGGUCUAUGGGUGUCAUCACAUACACUCUUCUCUGCGGUUAUUCUCCUUUCCGCUCCGAGAACCUCCAGGACCUCAUCGAUGAGUGCAGUAAUGCCCAGGUCGUUUUCCAUGAGCGUUACUGGAAGGAUGUCAGCGACGAUGCCAAAGACUUCAUCCUGCAUCUUCUGCAACCGGAGCCCGUGAAGCGCUGGUCGAGUGAGGAGGCUCUCCGUCACCCCUGGCUCAGCGGAGAGAACGCCACCGACCACAACUUGCUUCCCGAGAUCAAGGCGUACAUUGCCAAGGCUCGUCUCCGCCGCGGCAUCGAAAUGGUCAAGCUUGCCAACAGAAUCGAAACCCUCAAGGCCCAGGAGGAAGACACGGAAGACUCGGAUUUCCCGGCCGAUGCAAUCAGCGCAGCCGACCAGUCCAAGCACGUCGGCGCGCAUGACAUCGCCGUUGGCGAGAAGCGGAGUUUGUCAAAGACGAUCAAGGGGGCCAUCUUCCGCGAGGUUGUCCUUGCCAAGGUCCGCGAAAUGAAGCAGCAGGAGGAUACGCUCAAGGUGAAGGAGGAGGCGGAGAAGGAGCACAAAAGACGCAGCUUCCAGGGCUGA